This is a messenger RNA of Salvelinus fontinalis (brook trout), 3326 nucleotides long. RefSeq names its product serine/threonine-protein kinase 24-like. Bases 739 to 2037 code for a protein of 432 amino acids. NCBI's taxonomy places the organism in Eukaryota, Metazoa, Chordata, Actinopteri, Salmoniformes, Salmonidae. The transcript has 10 exons. Gene Ontology annotation, molecular function: protein kinase activity; ATP binding. The record is from RefSeq and is a predicted model, not a curated record. Gene Ontology annotation, biological process: protein phosphorylation.
CCAGUUGUGACAGCACUGACAAGAUGGUGGAUAGUAGAGGAGGAAAGGGGAAACAGAGCUCAUAUGUAUAGUUGUCAGCGUCGAAAUGGCCGAAGGAUUUUAAACUAGCCAACGGUUGCAAGACCGGGAUCAUAUCUAUUGAAUGGCUUUAUGUUUGCGAGACGCAGGACAAAUAUGCUCUUAUCUGGCUGCGUUGAAAGUCUGACCGUGCGGUUGGAUGAAGGACUAGGAGGCUACAGGAGCUAACGAAGUGACCGCGAGUAGUAUCCGAUAGCUAAUCACUGAUAUUAGAUCGUGAAUGUUUUGCGGUCAAAAUAACUUGAAACCGUUCGCCAGUACGGUCCAGCUAACAUCGUCAGCUAGCUAUUUGUAUUCAUGUUGAUUUGUUGUCACUGUGCCGCUAGCUAGCGAGCUAGUUAGGGUACGAUGCUAACGACAAAGCUAACUAGCCAGUUAGCAAGCUAGCUCAUUUUCUCAAGUAAAUAUUCCUUGGAUGAUUUGCUAGUAAACGAUAGUUAUGUUAACAUAGGACAACUAUCGAUGAACUAGCUUGCUAAUACCGCCGAGUCGACAUGUUUUAACUUUGUAGCGAGCUUGUUCGGGAAGGAUUCACAGGACGCCAGACGCCAUCCCCCUCAGACCGACGCCAACCUGCUGCGUUGUGUAUUCUGGGUUGUAAACUAGUGACCAGCUGAAGCUAGUUAGCUGUUCUAGCUGGUCAGACUGUCGACAGGCGACAUGGCUCACUCUCCGGUUCAGAGUAGCCUGCCAGGGAUGCAGAACCCGAAGGCAGACCCAGAGGAGCUAUUCACUAAGUUGGAGAGGAUUGGUAAAGGCUCGUUUGGCGAGGUGUUUAAAGGAAUAGACAAAAGGACUCAGAAGGUGGUGGCCAUUAAGAUCAUUGACCUGGAGGAAGCUGAGGAUGAGAUGGAGGACAUCCAGCAAGAGAUCACUGUGUUGAGUCAGUGUGACAGCCCCUACAUCACCAAGUACUACGGAUCAUACCUGAAGGAGGCCAAGCUGUGGAUCAUUAUGGAGUAUCUAGGGGGAGGCUCAGCAUUAGAUCUGUUGGAGCCGGGGUUGCUGGAUGAGACUCAGAUCGCUACCAUCCUCAGAGAGAUUCUGAAGGGUCUGGAAUACCUCCACUCAGAGAAGAAGAUACACAGAGAUAUCAAAGCUGCCAACGUCCUGCUGUCGGAGCGUGGCGAGGUGAAGCUGGCAGACUUCGGGGUGGCGGGACAGCUAACAGACACCCAGCUCAAACGCAGCACCUUCGUUGGCACGCCCUUCUGGAUGGCUCCAGAGGUCAUCAAACAGUCAGCCUACGACUGUAAGGCAGACAUCUGGUCUCUGGGUAUAACAUGCAUCGAGCUGGCUAAAGGAGAACCCCCACACUCUGAGCUUCACCCUAUGAAAGUGCUGUUCCUUAUCCCAAAGAACACCCCUCCUACUCUGGAGGGGAACUACAGCAAGACCCUCAAGGAGUUUGUGGAGGCCUGUCUGAACAAGGAGCCGAGCUUCAGGCCCACUGCCAAAGAGCUGUUGAAACACAAGCUGAUUGUGCGUCACGCCAAGAAGACGUCGUACCUGACAGAGCUGGUGGAUAAAUACAGGAGGUGGAAGGCUGAGCAGACCAGACAGCAGGCAGAGUCCAGCUCAGACGAGUCUGACUCGGAGCAGGAUGGGCAGGCGUCGGGCGGGAACAACUUUGGGAGUGAUGACUGGAUCUUCACCAUCAGAGAGAAGGAUCCUAAGAGACUGCAGAACGGGGGAGAGGGACAAGCAGUGGAGAGUGGAGGCAUUUCAAGGAGGCUGUAUUCCACCAGCCUGUCCACCAUCAUCGCUCCUUCUCUGGCCGAACUGAAGCAGCGUCAGGAGGCAGUGAAUGGGAACCCCAUGGCUCUAGAUGAACUGAGAGAAGCUAUUCUCCUAGCUGAGGAGGCCUACCCUGGGAUCUCUGACUCCCUGGUCACACAGCUGGUUAACAGACUGCAGAGAUUUUCUUCAUGCAGGAAGUCUUCGUGCUCUUCUCCCUAGUGAUUGGCUCUCUGCCCCAGCCCGCCUCUCCCAGGUCCCACCCCCUGUCUGUGGUCCAGUCAGAGGUUAGAGGUCAGCCUGGAUAACACCAUAGGUUUCUGUCACAUAUUCCUGCUGGAGAACACUGAACACACCAGACGCUUGGUGAUCAACUCCAAGGCCUCUUUUAGUAACUUGAUAAACCUGUGGAGACCAGAGGGGGCAGUAGAGCCCAGUCACUCUGUUAACACUGCUGGAGAAUUAACCCCAAGAGCAAGGAGAAGAUACUGCUUCUCAGAGGAGGACCCAUCAGUAUGGAACCAGUCUGACUGGUACCAGAGGAGGACCCAUCAGUAUGGACCCAGUCUGACUGGUACCAGAGGACCCAUCAGUAUGGACCCAGUCUGACUGGUACCAGAGGAGGACCCAUCAGUAUGGACCCAGUCUGACUGGUACCAGAGGACCCAUCAGUAUGGACCCAGUCUGACUGGUACCAGAGGACCCAUCAGUAUGGACCCAGUCUGACUGGUACCAGAGGAGGACCCAUCAGUAUGGACCCAGUCUGACUGGUACCAGAGGAGGACCCAUCAGUAUGGACCCAGUCUGACUGGUACCAGAGGAGGACCCAUCAGUAUGGACCCAGUCUGACUGGAACCAGAGGACCCAUCAGUAUGGACCCAGUCUGACUGGUACCAGAGGACCCAUCAGUAUGGACCCAGUCUGACUGGAACCAGAGGAGGACCCAUCAGUAUGGACCCAGUCUGACUGGAACCAGAGGAGGACCCAUCAGUAUGGACCCAGUCUGACUGGAACCAGAGGAGGACCCAUCAGUAUGGACCCAGUCUGACUGGUACCAGAGGAGGACCCAUCAGUAUGGACCCAGUCUGACUGGUACCAGAGGAGGACCCAUCAGUAUGGACCCAGUCUGACUGGUACCAGAGGAGGACCCAUCAGUAUGGACCCAGUCUGACUGGUACCAGAGGAGGACCCAUCAGUAUGGACCCAGUCUGACUGGAACCAGAGGAGGACCCAUCAGUAUGGACCCAGUCUGACUGGUACCAGAGGACCCAUCAGUAUGGACCCAGUCUGACUGGUACCAGAGGAGGACCCAUCAGUAUGGACCCAGUCUGACUGGUACCAGAGGACCCAUCAGUAUGGACCCAGUCUGACUGGUACCAGAGUUAACUAACCUGUGUCCUGGUGAUGAGUUUGUCUCUGCAGCAGCUCUCCUGAAGGGGAGAGAAUCAAACGCAACCCCCCCACUACCACCCCAAUUCCCCCCCGCUACCACCCCAACCCCCCCGCUACCA